Leptopilina heterotoma is the source of this 3870-nucleotide messenger RNA. RefSeq lists its product as uncharacterized. The coding region runs from base 659 to 2026 and encodes 455 amino acids. The transcript is spliced from 2 exons. NCBI's taxonomy places the organism in Eukaryota, Metazoa, Arthropoda, Insecta, Hymenoptera, Figitidae. The record is from RefSeq and is a predicted model, not a curated record.
AUUUUACAAUAAAAUUUGUAUUAAUCGUAUUGAUAAAACAAAGAGAAUCUUAUUUCUAUUCACAUUUUAUAGAUUUCAUUAUUCGAAGUGAUCGUUCACUCACUUAUAUAUAGUUUUCGAUUUAUUAUUUAAGACGAGUGAGUAAUAAAAUUAUUUUAUAUGAACAAAAUCAUAAUUUACUUAUUUAACAAAAAAUAUUUUGAUUAACAUAAUUUUACAUUUGAUUAACAACAUUAUAUUACAGUUAUAAUUGUCACAUUUUUCUAAAUAUCACCCAUCGAAUUAAGCAAAGAAUAAUUUUACAAAUAAUGGCUUUUUUCAAUACUACUACUUUUAGUUGGGUCAAUUAAAUAAUUAAUUGACUCUAAUAAAUUAAUUAAUUCAAUACAAAUUAUGAGUUACUUAAAACAAUUUAUUUAUUUCAAAAAUUUAUAUUCUUUCAAUGGGCAUAAAUUUUGAUUUUCGCGUAUUUUUCAAAGUUGUAGAAUAACUCGAAGAGCUCAAAAAAACUUUGCCCAAGUCAAUUAGCUAACGCUUACAACUUUUUUUUUUAGAUACCUCUCAAGAUACAGCCGGACAAACGCAACAUCUUUGGAAAACAUUGGUACUAGCACUGCUCGUCAAUUCACUGAUUGGAUAGUAAUGAAUUUUCUGGAGCAUGCUCCAAAAGACUUAUAUGCGUUCGUCAACCUUGUCACACGGAGAGAAAAAUCAAGCGUUUGUAGUAAGACAUGGUCUAUACUUAAAAAGCACGGCGCUGUUUAUACUCGAUUUGUAUAAACAGCAAGAAGGAGAAAAUAUUAAUUCUAAUGUUAAAAGCGUCACCACCCCUACAGAGGUCACAAAUAGUAUAAAUGAGAAAAUAUUGACACCCCCUCCGAUUGAUACUAUAGCAUCGAGGGUUGUUACCAGACGUCGUAGGAGGGAGAGAGAGAAAACAAUUGAUGUGACCAGGCGUACAUUGGGGGACAUCCCCUCCACACCUACGAGUAGGAUAAUCAACGAAUCCCCUGUUUCAUCUUCGUCACAUUUAUCGAGACGUCAAAUGAGGGCCAGGAGGAGAACCCUCAUUAGUGACAAUGCCGUGGUGGGGACCAUUGAUAUUGAGAACGGACUUGCCUCCCUCUCAGAGUAUCAUGAGGGCUCUUACGACCUACCGUUGCAGCCUCCGGUAGUAAUACCACUGGUCAACCUCCACCAGCGAGGGCAGUCCGCCUCUCCCGAUCUGGUCCCCACUGUUGGUACUCCUGAUAGGGUCUUAGGCGAAUCUCCUUGUCAACUGACCUGGCCCUCCCAAACACAAGAGACAUCUAUGAACAGGGAGGACCUCAUCGCAACAUCAUCAGGGGAUGUCCGCCCCUCAACGAGCGUUGAUGUAGCACAUAUUGUGCUUGUAAAUGAUUCUCUCCCUCCCUUAGAGCGUAAUGAGAAUGUGAGAGUGCAUGUAAGAAUGAACGAGGUUCGGGACGAAGGAGCGCGCAUCCUAGAAAAUUCAAAACAGAUUAAUAGUAGUAAUGCCCUUCAGGCAAUCGCAAAUGAUUUUAUUGAAUUUGCGCGGCGAUUCCAACCUCCAGCUCAAGAGGAAAGGGGCACGAAUAUAAACAAAGGCCCAAAAAAUCUCGGUGCCCUUUCCAAAACUAAAUUAGCAACAAGGUUGCAAAAAAUGUACCGUAAAAAUAAAAAAAGGGCGGUACAAGAGAUACUUAAGGGCAAUAGGAGUGAGUGCAAAAUCGGAAUCUCAGACAUUCAGAAGCACUUUACUAACAUCUUUAAAGCCCCUACGCUGAAUGUCGAUAGUCUCCCUAGAGAUUUCGAUUUUGGUCUAACGGAUGUUGCCAGUAAUGAUAAACUCUCAGUGGUACUUUUGCCCACUGAGGUGAUCAAAAAAUUAAAAUUCAUUAAAAAUACGGCUCCUGGCCCAGAUGGAAUAACAUAUCCUACGCUGCUUAAGGCAGACCCAUCUGGGACCAUACUGUCGAACAUCUAUUCUGCUUGUAUUGCUCUCUGUGCGAUUCCUGAUUCCUGAAAGGAUUCAAAAACUAUUCUAUUACAAAAAAAGGGGGACCUUUCCAGGAUCAACAAUUGGAGAUGGCGGAAGCACCAAGAAAAGGAGAAUCGUCAAAUGCUUACGAUAAGGAAAACUAUGUAAGUCCUAAAAAUGAUAACUAAUUAUAGUUGCGUCUUUUGCAUUUUAAAUAAUAACUAGCGACGUAUACGUACCUCACAAAAGUGAUGCACACUUUCUUACACUUUAACUCCUAACCUGCACGGCCUCCGGCAGAUAAAAGUCUAAAUUAGGUAUUCAUCAGUGGCAGUAGUGCGAAGAGAGGGCGGGAGUUGUCCCUCGCUUGUAGUAAGGGUUGGGGGGGGGGGGGUAAAAUUAUUAUUCCUCCAGGUGCUAGGGCGCAAAUAACAUUUAGAUUGCGAAAUGCCCUCCAAAAUUUCUAAUUAAAAUCCCUUUUGAAUAAAAAAAACCAGGACAAAGUCUUCUUGAUGUAGCCAUCCCUUUUGAGAAUGGUCCGGAAGCCUUCAAGACUGUAAAGGAGCACAAUAAACAGCAUAUAUGCGAGAUUCAUGAAGAAGUUUGUGGUCUAUGACGUCCUUUAUGCCAGCGUGAAUAUUCUGGACCACACUUUUCUAAAGUUUAUGGAACUAGAUAUGAAUUUUUUAAGUAAAAAAUUCAGAAAUAACAUUUGUGAAGCCGAAAAUCAUCACUUGACAUUGGUUAAUAAUGAAAUUGAGAAUAUCUUCUCGGAGAUGAAAUUAUUAUUAUUAUAAUAAAUGAAUUAUGUAUGAAAGAUCAACCUAACAAAUAUACUACGUUGUUAAAGAAAAAACCAUAUAUUUUUUCCUUGCAAUAGAAAAAAAUACUUUUUCUUCUAUUUUAAGACCUCGUCUAGAACUAAUAACAAAAGAUUUAACGAAGCGUAUGACUGCGGUGUAUAUAAUGAUGAGAUAUCCUAUUUCCAUGAGCGGGUGAAACUAUUUUGUUUCUUAUAUAGAUAUAUUUCUCUAACAAGUUUUAUAGUGGACAAAGUGUAUUUAUUUUAAAACAUCUUUUUAAAACUGUGCAUGCAUGGAUCCUGCUUCUACUUCCUCACACAUUAAGAAUUGUAUUUAUAUUGUUUCUAAAAAUGGAAUUCUCUUUUAAUAAAUAUACGCGCAUUCAAAUAUGCCUAUAAUGAGCUUAUAAAAACUCAUUAAAAUGCAUUAAGGAAAAAAUUUAUUCUCACUUUACAUUCCAUGAAAGUGAGCCAUGCAGAUUAAUUAAAAUUGCAAUUGCAAAUAAAAUUGUAAAUUGGAUAAAGAAAAACGUUUUCUUUUUGAAACAUUUUCCUUUAGCGAAUUACUAGAUAAGAAACCCUUACGGAAAAAAAUGACACUCAUGAGUGUCGUAUUUUGAGUGUGGUUAUUGCAAUUUACUGUUUCUGUAUUCAUGGAUACAGAAUUUUUAAUUUUUGUGUGUUAUAAAAUUCUGUUCUUCAAAGUGUAGUUAGUAAAUUUUCUCUCUGUUGAUUCUGUCAAAAUGAACAAUUAACUGCAACUAAAUUUCGUACUACUCUAAAUCUGAAUUAGUAAAAAUUUAACCAUUUUAAAUUAUAUUUAAAUAAAAGUUUGCCUCAAGUUCUCUUUUCAUAAAUUUAGUGACAUGUCCGAUGCAAUGAACAUUUAAGUAAACAAGCCAUUGGAUGUAAAAUAUUAUAUAUGAUAAAUGUCGGGUGCUACAUUGUAUUAGAAAUGUGAAAGCACAAAAUAUAUAUACAACUGAUCCAACAAACAAUUUCAAUAAAGAAUUACAAUAUUUCGAAAAAUCUACAAGUUUUGUACUUUCAAAUGAACGAAAUAUUUUUUUAAAACAUAUUUUUAUAA